Betta splendens (Siamese fighting fish) is the source of this 3686-nucleotide messenger RNA. Its product is annotated as solute carrier family 66 member 2. The transcript has 5 exons. Lineage: Eukaryota; Metazoa; Chordata; Actinopteri; Anabantiformes; Osphronemidae. Gene Ontology annotation, biological process: phospholipid translocation; retrograde transport, endosome to Golgi. Bases 785 to 1600 code for a protein of 271 amino acids. Gene Ontology annotation, cellular component: trans-Golgi network; endosome. The record is from RefSeq and is a predicted model, not a curated record.
AGCUAAUAAAUCUGAAUAGUCCCAUCGGGCAUGGAAAAAGAGUACAAAGAGUGAAUGCAAAAUGAGCUGUUUACUUUUUUAAUCACAAACCUGCAUUAAGGUAAACACUGUGGAGGAUAAGAGUCCCGUCUUUAUUCUGUUAAAUUAUGAGUUAUAGUUGUUGUCAAAAACAAUGAUAAAAUGGUUUUAAUACUCUCUUCCUUGGACGUUUAGCCAUUAAAAACGACUGAAUAAAGCGGUCCGUGAACUAUCUUGAUCCUGUCGAAGGUCUUUGCUGUAGCGUAACGUGGGACGUUUCAGGAAGUAGGAGUUCGAGCACAGAAAAAAACACUACUGAGUGAGCUAGUCAAUGGAGAAAGAUUUGUUAUAUACGGACACUAUGCAAAACUAAGUAUUUAAUUUUAAGAGCUUUUUAUGCAGCUUCUGUAGGUUUCUUUUUCUGCUUUAAAUGCCGUCUUCCUAAAACGCGGUAGCUAGCAUCGGCACAAGUGUUGACUCAGAGAUGGGACGUAUUGAUCGGAUUAUCAGCAGCAGCCGUCUCCUCCUUGUUAUGUCGCUGCUGUAGCUAACAUUCAUGUUUUUCGGGACUCUUGUCGGGCUGUUACUGCGAUCGUAUCCCUCGGCCUGUCUUCAUUGUCUGCGUAAACCGCGUAGGGAGUAUGCACGGGAAACACGGAUGUAAUUACGAAAGUCAAUACAAGGCACAGGUGGACGAUAAACCGGUUCUAGCAGUGCCGGUGGCAGCCGUACGUACGGGUGUAGUCGUGGUGAGCAGCAGCUGAUCAUGGAAGAUGAGGCGUUCGACCAGAUCUUGGCCGUGUUCGGCAGCCUGGUGUCGUGGGUCGCAGCCGGUGCCAUGGUGUUCGGCGGGGUGGUGCCAUACAUCCCCCAGUACCGAGACAUCCGCCGGACCCAGAACGCAGAGGGGUUCUCCACCUAUGUGUGCCUUGUCCUCCUGGUGGCAAACAUCCUCAGAAUACUCUUCAGGUUCGGUCGCUACUUCGAGACGCUGCUGCUGUGGCAGAGCAUCAUCAUGAUCGCCACCAUGCUCGCCAUGCUCAACCUGUGCACCGGCGUCCGCGUGGCCACCGAGCUCAGCACCAAGAGGCGCUCCUUUAUAGCAACAGACAGUAAGGAUGAGGAAGUACGAAUCCCUAAGAGGCUCUUUCUGGAUUUCGACUGGAACCACUUCUGGUCCUGGAGCCGGUUUGUGGACUACGUGCAGUGCGUGCUGGUCUUCACGCUGGCGUCCGCCUACAUCACCUACGUCCUGCUGGACUCCGCUCUGUUCGUGGAGACUCUGGGCUUUCUGGCCGUGUUCACCGAAGCGAUGCUGGGCACCCCGCAGCUCUACUGCAACUACCAGAACAAGUCCACCGAGGGCAUGAGCAUCAAGAUGGUGCUGAUGUGGACCAGUGGCGACACCUUUAAAACGGGCUACUUCCUGCUCACGCAGGCGCCCGUGCAGUUCUGGACGUGCGGCCUCCUGCAGGUGUUGGUGGACGUGGCCAUCCUGUUCCAGGUGUACUACUACAGCCGCUACCCGCAGAAGCCCGUGUCCCACACCGUGUCCCACACCACCAGUGCCAAGGCCCUCUGAGAGCGGGGGGCACCUGAACGCGGCCGAAGAAGAGAACCAAAGCGAGUCGAGGCGACGAUGCCACACACACACACACACACACACACACACACACACACACACACACACACACACACACACACACACACACACACACACACACACACACACACACACACAAGGCAUGACCAGACGCACUGUGUCUACUGUGUCAAGCGAAGGACCCUUGUUACCUUUUUUAUUUAUUAUUCUACUGACUUCCUGUCAGUGCAACAAGCGCUGACCAUGUCUCCUAACGCAGACUUACGCAGAAAAUACCCUUGAAUCAACCUGCACAUAUACAAAGUGUUAUGCACAUACAUACUAUAAAUACACAGUGUCAUGGAGUCCAGACGGACGUCAUGAGGAAACGUGGAGCAGCUUCUCACGUCCACCAACGCCGACGAUUGUUGCAUGGACCCUCUGCCUUAAAUUCAAACACGGCUUGCUGCAUUACCAGCAAUAUAAAUGUAUGAAUCAAUCACUAACAUCUUACUGUGCAACAUCACUGAAUGUACCACGAUGGUUUUUAAAGGCCGUUUCUCUCACAACGCGAAGGUGAUGAUGAUGAGAUGAAACUGUAAAACACAAAAUGGAACAUGAAAGAGGAACAAAAUCCCAAAUGCUUGAAGAUGCAACACUUUGGAUUCAAAGAACACAAUUUUUUUAUAACCAUUAGUAGUGAAAGAUAUAACAGCCAUCAAUCAUCCGGUGCCAGUAUUGUGAAGUUGUAUUUAACCUCCAUAGGCUGACACGAAGCCAGUGAAGCUGCUGAUCCUCUUUACACGGACGGAUGUGGGGUCUACGUUUACCCAACAUGCAACAGCACAACGAGUCUCCUUUGCUCAAGUGAACUGAAUCUUGCCUUUGCUUUGCGUUUAUGAAUCUGGAGUUCUGCCGUGGGCGUAUGAGCUACAGUAGCACACCUGCUCGCCUCGUACUGUUACAGUAAUGCCUGUUUCAUCGUCUCUUUUUCGAGCUAGUCAGGAAAUGAAGUUGUAUAAUAGCACUGCAGGCACGGGCUGCCUUGCAUUCUGCCCGAACGCUUUUUGAGUGACGGGGUGUGUUUUCACCCCCACAUCACGAUUACUACCACUGACCCGAAAGGUAGUUCUUGUUUAUGCAGCAUCAGCGGCUUGGAAACACUGGAUGGAGCUGAAGUGGAUAUUAGCUGUGCUUCUUCAAUUUGCCAGCUACUGCACUCCACCCACCAGGUUCAGUUCUUCAAAACUCAAUAAAAAAGAAGAUAAAGAUGUUUUGGAAAAAAAUAUAUUCUAAAAAACUAAAAUAUGAAAGCGCAUCAAGACAUUUAAAACAAAUUAGCUGUAAUCUUGAUAUUUUCAAAUCUAUUUAAGUGCUGUGGGCAUGACAGACAUUUUGUCAGCCACUCCAGCAAUAGACUCUCAUUGAGAAUUGUGAAAUAGAGCCAAGUUGAAAUGAACAAGAACUAUCUUUUGGUCUCGCUGCUGCUUUUACAAUCAGAUAUUGUGCUUUAUGAAACCAUAUCCUCACCAAAACGAAGGCCAGUCUAUUGUCUAUGCUGCCGAUUGGAUACCAUUUUGUUCAUGUGCUUCCUUCACAUCUCUGCAGGUUUAUGAAGGUUGAGCUCGCACUCAUUUUUAUCAGAAAGUUAAUUUCCUGUUCUGACGCAGCCACAUCGAGGGGUUUCUCUGUUAUUGUUUUCCUUCUGGGAGAGAAGUGCCAAACCAGGGGGUGUCAGUGCACCGUGCACCUGAACGGACCCAAGUCUCAACAAAUGGAAAGAGUUCAAGCAAAAACAUACGUAAUGGACGAAUCCUUGGUUUAUGAUCUGCAGAUGCCAUUAUAGAAAACGACCUCAAUAUUCAUUCUCUUUUUUUACUUGCUUUAGUUUUAUCAUUUAUAGUAUUGUCCCAUAUAAACGGUCAUGUUUUGUAUUGUUAUUGUAAAAGAACGUUCCAAAAAUAUCAUUGUAUGUUUUAAAGCCAUUCUUUUAGUUACAUCUGUUUCUAUUUGUAUUUUGUCUUACACUCUCCGUUGUCCAACCUGCAUCAAGAGGUGUCGCCCAAUAAAGAGGCAACGGGAAAGA